This is a messenger RNA of Hansenula ciferrii, 888 nucleotides long. RefSeq names its product Bud13p (gene BUD13). The transcript has a single exon. Gene Ontology annotation, biological process: mRNA splicing, via spliceosome. Gene Ontology annotation, molecular function: RNA binding. Lineage: Eukaryota; Fungi; Ascomycota; Saccharomycetes; Phaffomycetales; Wickerhamomycetaceae. The record is from RefSeq and is a predicted model, not a curated record. Gene Ontology annotation, cellular component: U2-type spliceosomal complex; RES complex. Bases 1 to 888 code for a protein of 295 amino acids.
AUGUCAUUAUCCGACUACCUUGCCAAAAAUUACCUCACUGAUACCAAGAAGAAAAGUAAAAAGCCCAAGAAAGAAAAAAAAGGGAAGCAAGAGAAUUCAGUUAUAGUUGAGAAUCAAAUCUCGUUGAAGAAGAAUGAAACAAAUGAAGAAAUAGAUGAUCUAAUUGAUGAACCAACUGAGGUUCUUCAACCACCAAGGAAGAAACAAAAGGCAAAGGGAUGGAAAGUGGUAGGCACGAAUGAAUUAGUUACAGAUCUACCGCCAACAGAACGCGAAGAAGUAAAAAUGUCUUCUGGUGCAAAAGCAGGUCUUCAAUCAGCAGAAGAAGUUUCAAAACAAAUAAAGGAGAAAGAGCAAAAACAAAAACAAGAAAUGGAAGAACAAAGAUUGUUGAAUAAUAAAUCAUACAAUGAGACAGUUUACAGAGAUAAAUCAGGCCGAAAGAUUGAUAUGGAACAACAAAAAGCAGAUGCUCAAGCAAGAGAAGAAGAAGAAGAAAAGAUCAAAAAAAUUGAAAAUCUCAAACAGAAUAUGGGUCUUGUUCAACUAUUGGAUAUUCAAGAAAGCAAGGAUAAACUUGAUAGUAUAUCAAAGGUAGGGAUGACCAGGCACGCUGACGAUCAAGAAUUGAAUGAAAAAUUGAAAAUCAAGGAGCAUGAGGAUGAUCCAUUACUUUCGUUCCACCCUACGAAGUCAAAAAAGUACGUUUCGAGAACAGGAAGGAAGCUUUAUAAAGGCGGAUUCCCAGAAAAUAGAUUUGGUAUUGUUCCAGGUUGGAGGUGGGAUGGUGUUGAUAGAUCCAAUGGUUUUGAAAAAUCCUGGUUUAAAAAACAAGCUGAAAUACAAGAACGCAAAACCCUAUCAUACACCAUGCAAGAGGAUUACUAA